Messenger RNA from Phlebotomus argentipes, 2543 nucleotides. RefSeq names its product homeotic protein empty spiracles (gene HGTX). Gene Ontology annotation, molecular function: RNA polymerase II cis-regulatory region sequence-specific DNA binding; DNA-binding transcription factor activity, RNA polymerase II-specific. NCBI's taxonomy places the organism in Eukaryota, Metazoa, Arthropoda, Insecta, Diptera, Psychodidae. Bases 1 to 1695 code for a protein of 564 amino acids. Gene Ontology annotation, biological process: cell differentiation; regulation of transcription by RNA polymerase II. The transcript is spliced from 5 exons. The record is from RefSeq and is a predicted model, not a curated record. Gene Ontology annotation, cellular component: nucleus.
AUGUUGGUCCUCUUCUGGCGCGCGUGUCUCCCAUGGAAACCACUCAGAAGGGUACAGAAGCCGAGCGAGACGGCGAGCGUGGCUGGAAAUCUUGUGGCGAGAGCUCGCUGGCAAGAGGAGUCUCUGGACAGUUGGACUCCAUUCCUUAACCCUGAGUGCAGCUUCAGCAUCAAUCUGGGUAGUCCGUAUCUGUCAGCGACGGGCUCUGAUAGCCCCAAAUUGGGUGCACUGGUCGCUCCACACCUCGGUGGCAAUCUCAGUCCGUUUCCGUUCGCCGCCUCGCCCCAGCUGAAUCUGGCUGCCUUCCGCUCGCCCGCAUUCCUGGGCUCCCAUGGAUUUUCCUUCGGCGGUGGCUUUGGGUACACGCGAGACUCCACGGGCGGCGGCAACGGUGCCGUGCCGUUUGACUGUCAGUCGGGCCAAUUGAAUCAUCAUCACCACCAUCCGAGUGCGUUUCGCAACAACAAUAACAAUAGUCCAGUGAAUCUGUUUGUGGGCGCGAGUGGGAAUUGUGUCAGUGGUGGUGUCGUGAGUGCAACAGAUGGUGCCGAUCGCGAUGGCAAUUUGAGUGACUACUGCUACGACCGUGCACAGCCCAAAGAUAUCGACAGUCAAGACGUCGGCUACACAAAUUGUGCCUCAUCCAGGGACGAAGACACCCCGCACUACGCCACAAGUCGCGACAACAGUCCCCUGCAUCCCAACCUACCGCCCGAGAGCCCGGACGGCGCGGGCAAGCGCCUGGACACGGACAGUCCCGUCGAGAGCUCCAGGUCGUACCUCAGCCAGAAGAGUGACGACAUCACCGGCUACCACAGCCCGCAGAACGAUAGCAUCGGAUCGCGGAGUCCGGAGAAUCUCACAGGGAGGCGAAGUUUAGACUACCCGUCGGCAGGGCAGAAGAACGUGUCAGACAUGCUGGAUCACAAACUGCCCCUGAGCUUCCUAGGCCCACCCCUGGCAGCCCUGCACUCUAUGACCGAAAUGAAGUCGCCCGGCGGCACGGCAGUCACUCAAACGCCCUCACAGUCCAACCAAACCGGGACCGCCAAUCCGCACGGCAUCGACAACAUUCUCUCCCGACCACCGCCAGUCACUAGCGCAGGGCUCAGUGCUUUGACAGGCGGAGCCAUGCCAAGAUUCUCAAUAGCUGCAGCCGCUGCUGGAAUGGCUCAGUAUCUACAGCAGAGUCAGCAAGGUCCUUUGAAGGCACACUCGGGCUCCCUGGUGGACAGACCUCAUCUCUAUUGGCCCGGGCUUCAGGGACUCGUGGCGAAUCCCAUGGCUUGGCGGGAUCGAUUGGCUGGUUCCAUGGCAGGAAGUCUCUCCCAGUCACACCAGCAGCACGACAAAGAUGGCAAGAAGAAACACACGAGGCCUACAUUUAGUGGUCAACAAAUAUUCGCCCUGGAGAAGACCUUCGAGCAGACCAAAUAUUUGGCUGGUCCGGAGAGAGCCAAAUUGGCCUACGCCCUGGGAAUGACAGAAUCUCAAGUGAAGGUGUGGUUUCAGAACAGACGGACAAAGUGGCGCAAGAAGCAUGCAGCCGAAAUGGCCACGGCCAAGCGAAAACAGGAGGAACUGGGCGACGGUGACGGCGACUGCAGUGAACCCAUCGAUAGUGAUUCCGAGAGUCUGGACUUGGGCGAGAGCGGCCGCAAGAGGUGUCGCAUGGACGACGACAUGAGGCAAUAGGAGGCUUCGCUCACAUCCCACUGAACUCUUUAGCCCAUCCUGCUCUUCGACUUUCGUGGUGAAUUGUAAUAUUUUGUGCAAAAAAAGGAAGAUUCUUCAUAGAUUAGAGGCAACUUGGAAAUUUGUAAAAAAAAAAGAAAAUAUUGAGAUUUUACUUAACACUAAAUUAAAUGAGGAUUAAUUAAAGACAGACCUUAGGUGAAUAAAAGACAUUUACUAUAUACAAUGUAGUGUAAAUAAAUUGGAUUUAUCGAGGAUGAGGAAUGCUUUCAAUAGAAUGCAGCAUUUUGAGGAGGUGAAGAAGAGAAAAGAACAAAAAAAAAUAUUAAAGUACGUUAGUGUUUAGGCGAUAAUGGAAAAUUUAAUCGAAUUUAUUUAACAAAAGAAAAAAAAUCCAGUAAUGCAUAAGAAACAUUCCCACUCUGAUUUAUCAUUCCACGAUAAGUAUUUUCUUCCUUUAUAUAUUCAUGCAAACAGUGAGAGUGAAAAAUACCCUAAUUCACAAGAUAUAUUGCAAAGACAAGCCCAGCAGUUAUUUAUAUUUAAAGAAAAUGAAGUGAAAAAAAUGGAAAUUGUGAUCAUGUCAGAGCGUAAAAAUGUCUCAGAAAAAUCUCGAUAAAAGCAUAAAAAAAAGAAGGAAAAGAGAAAAAAGUACCCAAUAAAUUGUUUAAUGGCAAAUUUAUGGCUACGCAAUCCCGAAGAAAACGGACAGAUGUGUGAGAGAGAGAAAUGAUUGAAGGCAUAAAAUGAGGAAUGAUUAAUAAAUUAAAUUGUAUAUGUAUAUAUAUGUUGUAAUGUAAUGAUCUCUAAACUAACAAUAAAACGGCGAGAAUUAUUAUAAUUGAAAU